GCUUUUUGCACCAAAGCAACAAACAUUUACACACAAACACAACACACCUUGCAAUCCUAACGACUCCCUGAAUUAUUUCUCACCUUUAUCAGCAAAUCUCUUUCAUUAUUAUGGGCGCAUCUUGCGCAUCGAUUCCCGUCGACUGCCGCAUGUGCUGAAUAAGAAACCAUGAGCCAGUCCUACUUCCCCGACGAAGGCUCCUCCUCCUGGCGCCACAGUCCCCAAGACCACGGUGAUGCGUCAGACCACGCCGACCUCGACCUCGAAAUGGACUCACCUGCGCCCAUCCGCCCUCCUUCCUACCGACCAGAGUACAUGACCGUGGGGACCGGAGGACAACCGUCUCAUGCAGCCGCGUUGAUGGAGCAAUUGGAACGAGAUUCAGGUUAUGGCAGUAUGCCAGGUGACGUACAGCAGCGUGGUGGCGAGAUGAGGUCUUGGGAGGACGAACUGUUGCGAGAUAGACCUACGCCUGCACACACCCCCCAAGUCGACGGCCAACCUGCGAAGAUGUCCGAGAACGAGAAACGAGCCCUUGCCAGCCAUGUUCAUCAACUCCAUUACAAUCAGAACCGAGUGGCGCUCGCCAAAGCCAUCAGCCAGACCGUCGAAUUGCUGAAGCAAUUACAGGAUAUGAACACGCAAUGGCCAGCGCAUUACCCUUCAGUGCAAAGAUCUGAAGACGAUAGACACCCACAGAGACCGGCUUUGACGCAGGCUCAGUCGCAUCGAGACGAUGCCGAUCUAUCGAGAGAAAUCUUCCUCAAGAAUCGUCCUGGAGCACUCAGGCGAGCAGGUACAUCGAUCGGCGAGGACACGACCGGCGAGUCGAGUUCACAGGCACAGCAGAGAAGGACACCUGAGCCCCGAUUAAUCACGCCACAGAUUGCACAAGAGUUCUCCAUCCUCAAGUUGGAUCUAAAGGUUGGCGCACUGUCGCAGACUGAGUUGGUCCAUUCGCUGGAAAAGAAGUCGAUCGCUUCUCUGCUGGACGGGAAGAUCAGCCAAAGUGUUCGCCACCUGCUCGCUCUUCGCGAUCGGAUAGAGGAUACUUCGAGCAAGGUGUUGGUGACGGGUGAUCUCAAUGCCGGCAAGUCAACAUUCUGCAACGCACUAUUACGGCGGAAGAUCCUCCCAGAAGAUCAGCAGCCUUGCACCAGCAUCUUCUGUGAAGUCUUGGAUGCAAAGGAAAAUGGUGGACUUGAAGAAGUCCAUGCCGUCCACAAGGAUUCAAUAUACAAUCGAAACGAUGAGAGCACAUACGACGCCUACUCAUUGCAAGAAUUGGAGAAGAUCGUUGUGGACAAUGAUCGGUACAUGCAGUGUAAGGUCUACGUCAGGGAUAUACGGACAAUUGAUCAAUCACUGCUCAACAACGGUGUCGUCGAUAUCGCCCUGAUAGAUGCACCAGGUCUGAAUUCAGACUCGGUCAAGACGACAGCUGUCUUUGCUCGUCAAGAAGAAAUCGAUGUUGUUGUGUUUGUGGUCUCGGCGGCGAACCACUUCACGUUAUCUGCUAAAGAGUUUAUAUGGCAAGCUGCUCACGAGAAGGCAUAUAUCUUCAUGGUGGUCAAUGGAUUCGACAACAUCAGAGAUAAAGAGCGAUGUCAAAAGAUGAUUCUCGACCAACUUGCCAAACUCAGUCCGCAGACAUUCAAGGAGGCACAAGAACUAGUCCAUUUCGUGUCCAGCAAUGCCAUUCCAACACAGCCUGCAUUGCCGCCCAGUGCGGGUGAUGACAGUGGAAGCGGGUCUGGACGUUCAAAUCCUCCGGAUGGCGACGAUGGAGAUGACGAUUCUGGAAAGGGUAAAGGGAAGGACAAAGAAAAGAUGCAAGAUUUCGAGGUUUUGGAAGGUGCCCUUCGCAGGUUCGUUCUAGAGAAACGAGCACGGUCGAAAUUGGCGCCGGCCAAAACCUACUUGAUGAACUGCUUGGGCGAUAUGAACGUUUUGGCAACAGUCAACCGAGAUGUCGCACAAGCUGAACUCGAAAGAGUCUCCAAGGCGCUCGCUGAAAUCGAACCCGAAUUUGAGGACAAACAGAAGCACCGGACUGUAAUUUCCGAACAGAUUGAGAAAGACAUUGAUUCCACAGCAUCGGAUGUCUACAACCACACAAGGUCGAGCUUGUCAAGUACAAUCGCGAAUGUCGGUAAGGAGAACCAUGGUAUCGAGUACCCUGGUCUGUUAUCAGCCUUCCAAUAUGCGGAAGAUCUACGAGUUGCCAUGCUCGACCAAAUCUCUGCGGCGGUCACCAACUGCGAGUCCUACGGUCGAGCCAAAACAGUAGAGGGCGUCAGCAUGAUCAAGUCUCUGGGGCUGUUGCACGUCGGUGAAGGCUAUGAAAAUCUCAGUUUCCAAGCAGACAAGAUGUUCCAACGACGGAAAGACGCCCUCGUGCGAUCGGUGGACACGGAUGUGGAGAUCUGGGACUUUUUCGACAUCGCUGGUCUUUGGGAGCGACAGGAGAAGACCGUCGGGACUGGUCUCGCCCUGACAGUCAUGGGCACUGUCGGUUCUAGGGCUAUUGGUGGCGUUGGUUGGGUUGAUGGUGCCUUUGGUGCAGCAAAGAUUCUCGGCAGUCAGAACUUGCGGAGGUUGUUUGUUCCAGGUGUGGUUGCUGCUGCUAUCCUCACCGUGGCCUAUGUCCUGUCCAACAUCCCUCAGGCACUUCCUCCACGACUAGCAUCGAAACUUUCCGCCACUUUAGCCGAGAUGGACUAUACCCACAGUAAUGCCAACCGCAUCGCCGCCGAGGUGAGACGUGUUCUUCGUUAUCCAGCACAACGACUCACGACCGACCUUGCUCAAGGGGUAGAGGAGCUCAGACAGAAGAAGGAAGACGUCACCAAGACGAAGCGUGAAAGCGAGGUGGCCAGAAAGUACUUUGGAAACCUCGUGCGGGAUUCUUCGGAAACCCGACGACGGGUGUCUUCAAUUGACCUGGAAGGGAUACCGGGCGCUGUGGGCGCGUAUGCUUGAUUUUGACGGAGUAACAAGGACCGCAACAACAACAACGAGGAAAAUGAACCUGCAUGAUACCGCUUCUGUCCAGUUGGACUGGUUGUAUAUUCUCCACUUGCCCACACAUAGCAAUAUACCUAAGUAGCCUCUAUUCAUGAAUGAUUAGCGAAUGUAAUAUGAAGUUUGUGUCA
Exophiala oligosperma is the source of this 3155-nucleotide messenger RNA. RefSeq lists its product as uncharacterized. Gene Ontology annotation, cellular component: mitochondrial outer membrane. Gene Ontology annotation, biological process: mitochondrial fusion. Gene Ontology annotation, molecular function: GTP binding; GTPase activity. NCBI's taxonomy places the organism in Eukaryota, Fungi, Ascomycota, Eurotiomycetes, Chaetothyriales, Herpotrichiellaceae. The record is from RefSeq and is a predicted model, not a curated record. The coding region runs from base 169 to 2982 and encodes 937 amino acids. The transcript has 2 exons.